Messenger RNA from Vanessa atalanta (red admiral), 3017 nucleotides. It is a transcript of the gene sog, whose product is annotated as dorsal-ventral patterning protein Sog. Lineage: Eukaryota; Metazoa; Arthropoda; Insecta; Lepidoptera; Nymphalidae. The record is from RefSeq and is a predicted model, not a curated record. The transcript is spliced from 16 exons. Gene Ontology annotation, molecular function: protein binding. Gene Ontology annotation, biological process: multicellular organism development. Bases 234 to 3017 code for a protein of 927 amino acids.
CCCCUCGCCCGCACGAGCUGGGAAAUCGCUCUUCGCUCGCCUCAGUCUGGCUCGGCCGUCGCACAGAAACGACGCGUACGAGUUGCGCGCUACACUCGCCACUCGCGAGCCUCUGCUCGAAUAAAAACUUCAUCUGAUAUUCGAACGAAAAGAGCACGCGCGGCGAAAAUAGUGAGCUCGUGGCCGGGACUGUCGAUAAGAAGGUGGGAGAACGAGUGGUAGGUGCAGGCAGUAUGAUGCUGCCUGCGCUGGCGCUGCUGGUGCUGCUGACGCUGGCCCCAGCGGGGCCCGUAGCAGCGCGUCGUCAUGCACCUGACUUACGGGAGGACGAGCCUGCGCGUCGCACUACACGCCCUGCCGAAUGUCAGUUCGGGAAACAAGCGAAAGAACUCGGUUCGACGUGGUUCGCGGACCUCGGACAGCCUUUCGGUGUGAUGUACUGCAUCAAAUGUGAGUGUAUAUCGGUACAAAAGAAGCGUCGGGUUGUAGCAAAGGUGCAUUGUCGGAACAUAAAGAAUGAAUGUCCGGAACCUUCCUGCGACACACCCACACUCCUACCCGGUAGAUGCUGUAAGACCUGUCCAGGAGAUAUAAAUUCUCCUGAUGUCGUACAAGAGGAUAGUCCAACAGUUGUGAUCACGACUAAUGAAGACGAGGAACUGAGUACAAAACAUUUCGGCGCUUUGCUAACCGGUCGUUCGCCGCUGUGCAUACGGCGCGAUGACAUGACAGGAGUCCCGGUGGCUUCAGGCGUAGCAACCGCUCGCUUUACCUUCCGACGUCGCCACCUAUUCUGGUCGGUUCUACUCGGACCAUCUAUGGUUUUACAACCACGAGCCUUAGCUUUCCUAGACAGAGGUGGACGUAUGCUCCUUGAACAUCCUUUAAAACGGGCGCCGGGAAUUCAUAAGACUUACGAGGAAAAAACUGAUAAGUUGUGUGGCGUCUGGCGUCGAGUGCCUCGGGAAUAUAAGCGCUUAUUGAGAGAAGGCUCUUUGUAUGUCGCCUUGAUUUGGGGUGACGAGCGUAACAAUUCGAUGGAAAGUGCUCUCAGUGGUCGAAUAAAUAGAUAUCCAGCGCUUUCUACGGAAAUGUUUACGUCUCUGCUUGAACCAGAACAUAUACCUACGACGAUCGGUAACGGACCUUGCGAUGAUUACCGCUCUCCAGGGCAAGAAGAAGGUUGGUGGGGAGGAACAGCUGUUGUCACGGGAGCUGCUGGGGCUGCCCCCAGUUUGCACUUGGCUAUCAUAUACAAUGGUGUGUUCAUGCCUGCUACAAGAGAUCCAUCCGUAAGAGUUCUGCUGACGCUCCCGGAAAGAAAUCAAACGAUUAUUGACGAGAUACAAAAAGUUAACAAACCGGGUUACGAAUUAAACAUAUUGGAAGUUUCUACGCCUGUGUCCGCUGCAGAACUGCGAUCACUGUCAAGAGGACGUUUGCUACUAUCCGUGGAAGCUCUACGCACAUCAGAACGACGCAUAUCUGGUAGCGUCAGGCAAAGAGCAGCUUGUGAAGUGUUCCAUGCACCAUUGAUAGCUGAAAGACCACCUGCAGCUGUUACCCCCGAGGGUCUGGCAUUGUUAUAUAUUGACAAGGAUGGAUCACUUGUGUAUGAUAUACAGAUAGAGAAUUUGAGUAUAGCAGAUCCGAAGAUUACUCUAGUAGAAGAACAAAGCAAACGUCAUUCGCAAGUGGAGAUAUUAGAUACUAGAAUUGGAGUUCUAGCCAGACCAAGCGCUCGCAUUUUCCCUCCAUUGUACGAAGAUCAACUUGCUGUUCAUAUUGGUUCAGAUACAGGUCCGCCAAUGUUACGAGGCAGAUUACUGACUCGACCUUUACCAGACGCGGCUAGCUCUGGACCAGCUCUGUUAAGACGCACAGAUGUUCGCAUGUCUCCCUCGAUCAACCCGGUCGCUGGUCUCGCGUGGCUGUCUGUUGAUGCUUUAUGUGGAAUGAAUUAUGAGGUUGUAAUAAAUGGUUACUCCGGUUCCUGGUCCGCGUGGCUCGACAGCCAUGCAGCUGGGAGCCCUAGGGCUUUGGCAGGAGCUGAAGGUUCUGUUCUAGAACCAUCAGCGAUGGAGCUAGCGGCUUUGAACGCUGGCAACGCGUAUCUUAAUGUUCGAGCUUCUGAUAAUGACACUGAAUUCCUGCGUACGCGUUUACCACAGAUAAGCGUGCCACUCUCGUGUCUCCCAGCCGUGCCCGAUUCUGACAACGAAUUGAGCGCAAACUAUGCGCCGACGCACGUCAAUUCGCCCCCACCUGACAACUCACUUUCUAACACAGCCUCGUGUUAUUAUGCCGGGAAAACGUAUGAGGACGGUGCGCAAUGGAUGUUGACCGAGUCUUGCCAUAUGUGUGGUUGCGUGCACGGCGUGCUGCGUUGCGACCCCGUACGCUGUCCGCCUGUAAAUUGCGCCGUGCCCACGAUACAGCCCCCAGGACAAUGCUGCCCUAUUUGCACUAAUUCAACUAGUGCUGUUUGGAACGAAUCACAUGGUUGUCACCUUGCCGGACAAUAUCAUGCACCUGGUUCUUCUUGGCAUCCAUAUUUAGUACCAGGAGGCUAUGAUACGUGUGCGAUAUGUACAUGCGAGUUUCCGACGCGACAAGUGAGAUGUCCACGUGUUAGGUGCCCGCCAUUAAGAUGCGCAGAAAAAGAUGCAUAUAGACCAGAUAAAAAGGCGUGUUGCAGAGUUUGUCCAGAGGUCAAAGCAAAGAAAAUAGAGGAAGAAACGCCUAAAGAUCAGGGUGCGCCGCGAACCGCAGAGGAAAUUCUUGCGGAAGGCGGUUGCAAGUUUCCGGACGGGCCCCUGCCUAAUGGCAAAGAAGUUCAUCCAUCAAUACAUUCACACGGCGAACAGAGAUGUGUCACGUGCCGGUGCAAGGACGGCGAAGUGACGUGCAUCCGCAAGCGAUGCGGGCGGGCGGCGUGCGCGCGCCGACGCCGUGGCGACGCGUGCUGCGCGUGCGCACGCCACCGCCGCCAGCGCGCGCCGCCUCCGCCCAGCUGA